AUGGCGUCUAAAAAGGAUAUGCGCCGAACUGAUCUCGUCAUACCUUAUGUCGAGCCAACAGAAGAGAAACCCGCCGAUUUUAGUUCUACGUUGUCGAGCACCAUGCCCAUGGCAGCUAUGUUCACCCGGAACAAAAUGCUUGGGUGGUUUGCGCUGCUAUCGUCCCUCCUGAACUGGCUCGGUGAAACUCCAGCUCAAAGAUCCAACAAUGCUACUCCUGGAUAUCUAUCGUUCGGCAUGGCAGUCCUUGCUGUCGUAGUGACAUACAUGCCUCUCUUCCUUCCACCUCCAGCAAAUGUGCCGAGGGCUUCGCAAGCACAGUUGCCGGUGGCUUCGACAUGA
Exophiala spinifera is the source of this 342-nucleotide messenger RNA. RefSeq lists its product as uncharacterized. The record is from RefSeq and is a predicted model, not a curated record. The coding region runs from base 1 to 342 and encodes 113 amino acids. The transcript has 7 exons. Gene Ontology annotation, molecular function: protein folding chaperone. NCBI's taxonomy places the organism in Eukaryota, Fungi, Ascomycota, Eurotiomycetes, Chaetothyriales, Herpotrichiellaceae. Gene Ontology annotation, cellular component: endoplasmic reticulum membrane. Gene Ontology annotation, biological process: protein insertion into ER membrane.